AUAUUAAUUGUGAUUUUAUCCUUAGAAAGUUGAUAUAUUUUUUUUAUUCUGAAUUUUGUUAUUAUUAAAACUCUUUAGAGGCGUGAAAUUAUACAGCAAUGUGAGCUCUGUAUUUACAAGAGGGUAGAAUGAACAAAGGAUAUACUAAAUUUUGUAAUCAAUAUGAUGAUAUUGUCCUGAAGAGAUAACAGAAUACAUAAUGCUUGUAGUACCACGUAGUACAUACAAGUAAAUAUAAAUACAAGAAAUAGAGAAAAUGAAGUGAGAAAUAAACCACUAAACACAUUUUUUAUCUCCAUAAUAUAAAUAAUUAUUGAAGUUACCAUAAUAUGUCCAAGAUUAUACAUUUGUCGAAAGAUCUAGUGGAAUGAAAAUAGAAGAUAAACUAACUAUGGAGAGCAAGAUCCAUUGUAUAAUACUUGUUUACGUACCUAAUUAACCUCCAUAAUCACUAAUAACCACAGCCACAAACCACAGCUGUGAUCACAGCUUAUAUACGCAGCAGAAGUGCCCGAGUAGACUAGUGGGACGUAAACGUUGGAUAUCGCUAGAUCUCCGGCCUGCCUCUAUGCAAGGUCACGCGUCACGCCAUAGUCCACGACACAGCGAUCUGUGAUAAAAGUCUUUUAUUUUCAUCUGCAUUUAUUGAAGUAACGAAAAAAUGCCGCAUUUCCGACUUGAGACUAAUGUACCUCAGGAAAGCAUUCCUAAAGAUUUUCCAAUCACUUUAUGCAAAAUUCUAGCUAAAUCUUUGGGAAAACCACUAAAUUAUUGUGUUGCAACAGUUGUCGGAGGUGUCAACAUGUCUUUUGGGGGAACUACCGAGCCAGCUGCCCAAGCCACGCUGAUGAGCAUAGGCGCGUUGGGGGUUGCGGAAAAUAAGAAGCACUCAAAAGCACUUUUUGAGGCUGUCGAACAAGCUAUUGGCGUACCAGCUAAUAGGAUGUACAUCUUGUAUCAGAACUCUCCAACCAGUGAUGUAGGAUUCAACGGAACCACUUUUCACGAUUUGUUUGGCUAAAAUAUAGACUAGAGCACAUUAAAAAAUAGGUAUAGAUUUGUACAAUAAUUGAUACUAUAGUGUUUUGUGAUGAUGCAAUAAAAAAUUAAAUCACUAUA
This is a messenger RNA of Sitophilus oryzae (rice weevil), 1119 nucleotides long. RefSeq names its product macrophage migration inhibitory factor homolog. The record is from RefSeq and is a predicted model, not a curated record. The coding region runs from base 662 to 1021 and encodes 119 amino acids. Gene Ontology annotation, molecular function: phenylpyruvate tautomerase activity; cytokine activity. The transcript is spliced from 5 exons. NCBI's taxonomy places the organism in Eukaryota, Metazoa, Arthropoda, Insecta, Coleoptera, Curculionidae.